CCCGCAUGUUAGCGAGCCGAGGCCAUAUCCACCUCGACUUUCCAUUACAUAUCCGACGCCACGACACCUACAUCAACAAUUUUAGAGAUGACCUGCAUUCACAAUAUCGUCCGUUUUUUGCUUUACUUGGAAUGCUAGACAAUUCGAUUAAUGCAUUGAAAAACAGCGCAAUAAGCCCCGAAAAUCCUCCACCUGGCAAUUGCCGCUGCAAAGCUCCCUCGAGUACAUAUCGAAUUAGGGUCAGGCCAUAUCUUCACUGUAUUUCACGACUGGAUGCCGAACUAUGCUGUUAAGAUAUGCCAAGCUGCCGAAUCUGAUGAUGUUGAUAACUUCGUACUCCUCACGGACGUAAGAAACCCCAUAUACGGCACAUCGACAGUGUCUGAUUGGAAAAGCCGUAACCGAAAGCAAUGCGCUGCAUAUACCCGCCAGCCGAACGAUUAAAUGACCGUAUAUACACCCGCAGGCCUCAACAUCUAGGAACGCCCGCAUACAAUUUAAGCAACAGCAAGGUUUUUCUCCAAGACCUCAGGGGAGACACGUAUAUAUUCCCUGCGCCGCCCAAUCGAUUGUGCUGGUGGAGGCUCGUAUCCGGGUGCACUCAUCUACCGCUGACAUGGUAGCAAAUACAUCUUCACUUACAGGCUAUUUAAAGUGUACGAGCGAUGUUACUUCGAGCUCGUGAUGACGGUGCUGUACGCGUACACUUCGUUGAUCGCUUGCUCAACUAUGCCAUUCCUGGCCAAUACGGUAUAUGAAGAGAUGGAAAUUGCAUUUGCGCACUGGUACGCUGAGGAGUAACGUGGGUUCGGGGAUUUAUAUGACAAUUGUCUGGGUAGGACUUGCGGCAUCGACAGCCGUCCGCACGGCGCAAGCUGCUGUUACUGUCAACAGCACACUCUUGGUCCUCGCCCGCAAUGCAGCUGCUGCGUCCGACGGCACAGGCGUUUUACAGGGCUACGGAAUUCCAUACCAAGUCGUCGAUCUUUCAGUAGCGAGCUCAGGACUUCCCCAGUUGAAUGCGACACCCGACGCUGGAAAUUUCGGAGGUAUUGUGGCAGUCAGCUCACAGGGGUACACUAACGGAGAUGACUGGAACACGGCGCUGAGCGACAAGCAAUGGCAGGAUCUGUACCGAUACCAGGAGGCAUUCGCAGUGAGACUGGUUCGUCUCAAUGCUUGGCCCAGCGAGAAGGAGUAUGGGGUGCAAAGUGUUGGAGGCGCUGUCACUGCAGAUCAACCAAUUGCCAUCACGAAUGCGAAGGAAUUCGCCAGCGCGAAUCUUGUUGAAAAAGCUCAGAUGAGCACGCCGAACCUUAGUAAAUACCCAGCAAAGAUCACGAACACUACUCUCGCAACAGAGAUAGCGCAAUUCGGAAGUGGCACUUCAACAACGACUGCAGCCGUCAUCAACAAAUUCCCCAGUGGACGCGAGCAGCAAGUCUGGUUCACAACCUUCACUCUCGACCGAACCUCUACAACUCUCCUCUCGCACGCCUGGAUCCACUGGCUCACCCGGGGUCUCUACCUGGGAUUCCGCCGUGUCUACCUCAACACUCAAGUCGACGACGUCUUCGUCAUGACCGAGCUCUACCAGACUGGCAAAUCGUAUCGUUUUGGCGUCAACGACCUCAAAGACCACGUAACUUGGAUGGCCGAGGUGAAUUCCAAACUCCCCGCAGGCUCCUCGUACAUGAUCGAGCUAGGCCACAACGGUAAUGGCAACAUUGAAGAAGCCGUCGAGCACGACUACGACAACGAGCCCGCGCUUUGCGACCCACAAGAAGGUAUAGAAUACGAAGACCAAAUCGACGGACCGCCCGAAUACAUCAAACCCAUCGGCACAGGGAAGGACCUCUGGAACAAAAAGUUCCGCUCCUACACCUGGUCCACCCGCUGCUCCAACCUCGACCCCCUCUACGUCUACCUCUCCGCAACCGCCAACCGCGGAAACUACCUCCACGUCUCGCACACCUUCACGCACGAAGACGAAACCAACGCAACCCUCGCCGACGUCCGCAAGGAAAUCGCCUGGAACCAAGAAUGGUUCAAGCGCAUCGGCUUCAGCGACCCAUCCUUCUCCAACAACUUCUCUCCAAACGGUCUUAUACCCCCCGGAAUCACUGGUCUUCACAACGGCGAUGCAAUCCGCGCCUGGCUCGAAAACAACAUCACCUACGCCGUCGGCGAUAACUCCCGCCCGGUCCUCAUGGACGUCGCGUCCCGCAAAUCACCUUUCCACCCCAUCAUCACAAACGUCAAGGAAAACGGGUACGAUGGCGCUUACAUCAUCGGUCGAUAUGGUUCCUCAAUCUACUACAACUGCGACCUCCCGAAAUGCGUCAACGACGAGUGGAAAGCGAUUGCGGGCGGAACCGGCGAUUUCAACGCGCAGCUCGAGUACGAGAGAAGCGUGAACACUAAAUACCUCCUCGGCUUACGCUGGGAUCCGUAUAUGUUCCACCAAGCAAAUAUGCGGGUUAGCGAUACCAGCGCUGUUACGCUUUUGGGCAAGAACAAGAAGUGGAGUUUGUUGAUGGCGUGGACUGAGGCUGUCGUUUAUGAGGUCACUAGACUGACAACCUUCCCCAUAAUAACUCUCAAACACGACUCCGUAGCCCGCGCCAUCAUCGCCCGGAAAACGCGCGACGAGUGCUCGCCUUCACUGUCAUACACUCUAGCUACAGACCGCAAGAGUAUCACGGGCGUCAGUGUGUCUGCUGCGAAUAAGAGCUGUGCUGCGGAAAUCCCGGUUACGCUCCCAGGAGAUGUGGUGGAUGCAGGCGGGAGUAGGAAGGAGAAGGUUGGCGGCGAUCCUUUGACGGUUUGGGUGAAGUUGGCCGGUGGAGAGAAGGCGUUUGUGCUGGGAAGUGGGUUGAAAGUUGCAGAGAAUUGA
This is a messenger RNA of Periconia digitata, 2896 nucleotides long. Lineage: Eukaryota; Fungi; Ascomycota; Dothideomycetes; Pleosporales; Periconiaceae. The record is from the annotation of a GenBank genome assembly.